This is a messenger RNA of Closterium sp. Naga37s-1, 2046 nucleotides long. Lineage: Eukaryota; Viridiplantae; Streptophyta; Zygnematophyceae; Desmidiales; Closteriaceae. The record is from the annotation of a GenBank genome assembly.
AUGGCGGCAGGACAAGCGUUGCAUCGAUUCAAGCCAUUCCGCCACGACGCCGCCAUCGCCAUCCUCGUGCUGCUCGCCGUCGCCGUCGGCCAAUGCGACGCGUUGGCUCAAGCGCCGCGACAGGGCAACCUCAAGCACUACAGCGUGCGUCUCCACUCCUCCCUUCCCCUCGCCGCGUAUAGCCGGGGUUUCUCGAUCUACCCGGGGUGGACGGAUGACGACCAGACCGGCAGCGCCUCUGUGCCGGCCUCCCUCAUGGCCACGCCGACCACGCUGGCGGCGGAGGCGCGGACCAUGAUCGGGCGCGGAAUCCCCCGGCGCGCGCGGCUGACGAUGGAAAACCCCCAGAUUCGCACGCACGCGAAUCUGCUGGAGUAUCAGCAGAACCAGGUCGCCGCUUCUGUGGGUCUUUCCGCGGACCAAAUCACUUACAGCUUCAAGUACGCGCUGCACGGGUUCGCGGCGCUGCUGACGCCCCUCCAGGCGUGGCAGCUGCGGCGGCACUCGGCAGUGGCGUCGGUGCGGGAAAGCUACGAAGUGCGACACCUCACGACCGACUCGCCCACGUUCCUGAACAUGGGCGGCGACGGGUCGCUGUGGCCCAACAACGGCGGGCAGAGCAGCGCGGGUGACGGCAUGGUUGUCGCAAUCGUCGACACGGGCAUCUGGCCGGAGCACCCGUCGUUCAGCGACUCGGGUUUCAGCUCCACGAAGCCAGCGGGAUGGACGGGCAAGUGCGACACGACAGCAGACUUCAAGUGCAACAACAAGAUCAUCGGCGCGCGUGCCAUCUACGCCGGCGCCAAGAAAGACAAAGGCAGCGACCCCGACCUCACUGCUGAUUGGCUCUCGCCUCGCGACGCGGGAAGCCACGGCACCUGGUGUGCUGGAGCUGCGGCCGGCAACAAGGAUGUGGCUAUGGCGGGCGGCAAGGCGAGCGGCAUGGCGCCGGCUGCCAGGCUGGCGAUCUACAAGGUGUUCUGGACGUACAAUGGCUCCAACACUGCCAACUCUGAUGACAUCUUGGCAGCCGUAGAUCAAGCGGUGGCGGACGGCGUGGAUGUGAUCUCGCUCUCACUGGGAGGCAUCUAUGAGGGUGCCUCGUACUUUGAUGAGAUUCCUCUGCUCAAUGCGAACCUCGCGGGGGUGUUUGUGACGUAUGCUGCGGGCAACUCCGGACCUCCCAACGGCACCGACGUUAACUCGUACAGAACCCUUUCCAACUUCUCACCUUUCUACCUCACUGUUGGAGCAAGCUCCAUUGAGCGUAAUGGUGCUGUCCUUCCCAAGGCCAUCAACGACUCAUCAUCAGCUUCCAUGCUGUCUGCAUACCCUCUAGGCGACGCUGCCCCCCGGAUUGGAAGCUUCUCGUCCACUGGCCCCGUCUGCCCCCCCUGGACCAAUGCCGUCAAUGCAGGACCCACCAACAGCAUCUUAAAGCCCGACAUCGUCGGCCCUGGCGUGAAACUGUACGCUGCCGCCCCGGGAAAGACGGUCAUGUCUGCUAUCAUGACAACGGCGGUUACAUCCAACACCGAUGACAAGAACAUCAAGAAUGACAACGGCGACUCUGCAACGCCGUGGGAGAUGGGUCAGGGGCAUGUGUACCCGCCCAAGGUGCUCGACCCUGGGCUCACGUACGACGCCCGUGCAGCCUACUACAUGAACUUUCUCGCAGGGCAGAGCCUUUCAAAGGCACAGGCAGAGUUCCCCGAUGCAAAGCUUGUGAAAAUGCCUCCUCGGAACCUGAACCGGGCGAGCAUCGCUGUGGCCCGGCUGAAAGGGAAUCUCACUGUGACCAGGCGCGUGACUAAUGUUGCGGACUCUAAGUCCACGUACAAGGUCAAGAUCAAGUCUCCCAAAGGGGUGUCUGUUAAGGUUUCUCCCAAGAAGUUCACCAUUGGUGCGGGUAAGAAGGUGUGGUACACGGUGACUCUCAAGGUUACAAAAACUUCAGAGGAGUUCAAGUAUGGGAGCCUCACCUGGAAGGAUGGGGAUGGUCACUCGGUGCGGACUGUGCUGGCAGUCCAGCCAGUCGCAAUGUGA